AUGCAGUAUCCUCAGAAUCAGGAGAACAUACUCAGGGGGCCCAGUACUUCAUUACUACUUUCACUACCCGAAGAGCUCGUCGAGCAAAUCUGCCAGCAGCUUUCGUCUAACAGGGAUAGCAGUUCCCUAGCCUUUCUAUGCCGAGCAUCCAAAGAUUUGAACAGGAUUGCCACCCGGUUUCUCUAUUCCGGUUUCUCUUCAAGGGGGAGCACACGACGUAUAGCCCUUUUUCUAAGAACGCUCUAUGAGCGGCCCGAGUUAUGCACAUACGUUCGUUGGCUAUCAUUGGAUGGCGGUGUUUGGUUCAACCUCUCAGAGGAACACAUUGGGUUUAUAUCCAAAGCGGCGGAAAGGUUCGGUCUUGACGUACUGUCACCGCAUAAGCUCGAUGUUUAUCCCUCUAGCAAAGAAGAGAGCGAAAACGAGGAGGACGGAGACGAUGAAGGCGAAAACCAAGCUCGUUCCGAUGAUGAUGGUGAGAGAAACGACCAAGAAAAUGUAAACCAUGCGAGCGAAGAAAAAGACAAAGAAUAUGAUGAAGAGGAGGAUGACGAUGAAGAUGAGGAUGCCUAUCCGCGAUCUCAGUUGGAUGAAUAUCCAUUUGAAACCAUGGCCCAACUGAUCAUCGCAUCGACACCAAAUAUUCGGAGUCUUCACGUCGAGGGAAGGCAGAUAAUGUGCGACACUGGCGAGGGAGCAUUUACAAUGCUUGAAGAGUUAGCUAAGCGAUCCCCGCCACCAGCCUCUCUAUUCCAUCUCCGCCACCUCUCCUUUGGUCAUGAAGAUUAUCGAGAAGUUUCUUUCAAAUAUUUUGAAGGUAUCAUAGCUCUGGCUCCCAAUAUCCGUACGAUUUUGGCCAAUCCCUGCUUCGACCAACCAAUGUAUGCUCCCAAAGCUCCAAUCAACAUUAGGAACGUCACCGACUUGCGAUUCAAAUCCGGGCAUUUAUCUACGCAGGGUUUGAACACGAUCCUCUCUUCUUGCGACAGAUUGGAGGUAUUCCAAUAUUACUAUGAUACAAUGUAUUCUGGCCUAGACCCUGUAUGUGCAACUCCAAGAGAGUUAAUCGAUGUUCUCUCACGCUACAAGGACUCACUCCGCUACCUCGACAUCAAUCUCGGAAGCCGUGAAGAGCAUGAGGGGGGACUCUACUUUGGUCUUUGUAUUGAAGGCCAAGAAAUUCUCUCCCUCAAGGUGUUUUCACGCCUUGAGACGUUGAAAAUUGACGGCACAUCCGUCUUGUUCCCUGAGGUGGGCACCGACAAGUAUCAUACUAAUAUUCUCACCGAAAUGCUCCCGCGAUCAAUUCGCACUCUACAUCUAAAGGACAUGCAAAAAGAGGCCGCGGCAAAUUUGAUUACGCUAACAGAUUCGCUCGAAUAUUUUCCAUAUCUCUCUGAAAUUUAUUUAGCUGGUAAUGAAAUUAAUGGACCGCUGGGAAAGUUCGAGGUUAUCUUCGAAGACACGGAAAUCCAGAUACUCCGCGAAAGGCUGACGAGUAGAGGAAUCUCAUUUCUCAAACGUGGACACUGGAAAUACUCAUUCGUCUCAUAUGGGGACGAGGAAACCAUCGAAUACUGGUAA
Molecule: messenger RNA, 1584 nt
Organism: Orbilia oligospora ATCC 24927
Lineage: Eukaryota; Fungi; Ascomycota; Orbiliomycetes; Orbiliales; Orbiliaceae
Exons: 1
Coding region: 1-1584 (527 amino acids)
Source: RefSeq, a predicted model, not a curated record